Molecule: messenger RNA, 7609 nt
Organism: Pieris rapae (cabbage white)
Lineage: Eukaryota; Metazoa; Arthropoda; Insecta; Lepidoptera; Pieridae
Gene: RhoGAP100F
Product: rho GTPase-activating protein 100F
Exons: 22
Coding region: 90-4082 (1330 amino acids)
Biological process (GO): signal transduction
Molecular function (GO): protein binding
Source: RefSeq, a predicted model, not a curated record
UUCGCGGGCUCCGGCCGCGUCGACGGGCCCGCGAUGCGCGAAGUGCCGGCGUCGCGGCCGCUUCCACAAGCGCCGCGUUAAUCGCACCGAUGCAGUGGCGAAAAUUGACCAGGUUGAAAUCUUCGCCGGGCGGACAGUCUCGCGCUCGGAGGAUGCUCUGCUGCGGCCGCAGGAAGGAGAAUGGGCGUGCGGCGCCGGAUCUUACGGCGUCGCCGGGCCGCGCUCCGGCCGGUCCGCCGCAGCCGGCGCGCGCGAAUCAUGCGCCGCCCUGCGUGCUGCAGCCAGAUUUUAGGAAGGUAUCUGGCGUGAGCAAUGAAAUAUUCAGACAGAUUGAAAUGGUGGAGAACGAUCACGAUGCUACGACGGCCGCGGCACUCGAGGCGGUAGAGCGUCGCGGGGAGAUGAUAGUUCGGAUCCUCGAAGUGAGGCAAGUGGGACGAAAUAACAUAGAAGCCGCCAAGAAAUUCUUCUCUUUACAGGAUUCACGACACGUAGUACAACUAGUGGAGAUCGUCAAACGACCUGGCCAAACUUUGGGCUUAUACAUUCGGGAAGGAGACGGUGGGGCAAGGACAGAUGGAGUAUUCAUAUCUCGAAUAGCGUUAGAAUCUGCCGUUUAUAACAGCGGUUGUCUCAAGGUUGGAGACGAGAUCCUGGCUGUAAACCUAGUGGACGUUCGACGCAUGUCCUUAGAUGACGUUGUAAUCAUCAUGUCGAUACCCAGAAGACUCCUACUUUGCACCCGACAGAGGAAAGGAAAAUCUGGACCAGGAUCACCAUCAAUGCCCAGAACUGAACAUAAGCCUCCACCAGUGGUCGUGCUGAAAAGAGAUUGCAGAGAUGAUGACGACAGAGAUAGAGAUAGAGUCGAUGGACUUUACUCACAACAUGGGACGCUCCGUUCAACGGGAGCAUCAGGCGGUGUUCGACCCGUGGGAGACGGUCGAGAGGAAAGAAGUCGCCUGCAGCUGGGCGGUUUGUCUCCUGAUUCCACGCCACUCGACUUGUACUAUAACUCCAGACCACCAUCGGACCAUUCAACAUGGAGUUAUCGCCCACCACCGCCAGUUAUUACAGAACAACCUAAGUCAGCAGCUACGCACUUCGUGCCAUACGAAAGAUCUUAUCCAAACACAUUGGAAAGCUUAGCUGAGAAGGUUCAUUCCUUCUAUCCAGGGGAAGGUGGCAGUACUAGAUUCGGCGGUAGAGUGCCCAGAUCUGGGUCAGAACAGCAACUGCCUCGUGCAGAAACUCACUCAGAUUUCGGACGGCAUUCUCUGCUGAGGUCCAGUUUGAAAGCAUCUGCCGCCACUGGUGCAGCUGGUGCCUCCAGUUUGUCAAGAUACAAUCAACGUUACGGGGGCGUAGGUAUGCCAGGUCUUCCGAGCUCAGGGCUCUCAAGUACAGGGCUCACUGGGGCUGGCUUAGGUCCUGGUCUUCCUUCGGGGCUCUCAUCCACCGGUCUAAGUGGUCUAACCGGGUCCAGCUUAGUUGGAACAGGACUGAGUAGCGGGAUUGGAACUGGAUUAUCAGGAUCUGGAUUAAGCUCCACUCUCGGAGGAUACGGAACGACUGGCUUAGGACUAUCAUCUUACGGAAAUAAAUUCGGUACAUCCAGAAGGAAUCGAAGCCUCGACUACUCCUCAGAUACAGAAGCCACUGCACCCACAAGAACGCCAUACUAUUCAGGAUUAAGUGGCUACAGAAGCAGCACGCUGGGAAGAGAUAUAGGCUCGAAGUUUAAUUCACUCCCAAGAGACGUACGAGGAACUGGUCAAAGACUGGGAUUGUCAAGGCGAGCUGGAAGUGUCUUGCAAGAUGAACCUGAACCACUAUCUUCUCGACUAGAUCUACGUUCUUCCAGAGUAUUCACAUCGGACGAGUAUCGUGCCUGGCUGUCCAGAGCGCCUUCUACCAGUGCUCUCUACGAGAGUCUGCGGCCACGUUUGCCUACCCACUACUCGGCAGAAAAUAUACACGACGCGCUGAAAAAUAUGGAAAAUGCAAGUCGCUUCGGUUCAACACUUGGAUUAGCUGGUCGCCGCAUGGAGCGCCCCAGGCAUUUGCCAGCAAGAUCUCUGUCCUCGCAACAAUUAGGACCAACCGCUAGCGGAUCACCAUCAGCUCGUCGCGUGAGACAGCUACUGGAGUUGGGUUCGAAAUUCACCUGCCCCAACCCCAGCCCGGUGCCAACACCCGGAUCAAGGCAUCAGAGACACCUCGAUAUAAACCCAAACGAAUUUCUCAAAUACAAGAUUGAAAAGCCGGGGACUGGCUUAUCGACAUCUAUGACUGGGCUAUCUCGUAUAUCUGGGGGUGUUUCGGGGAUGUUAUGGGUGCAUUUACUAGCCGGAAGGGGGUUAAGGCCUGCCCCCUCGGGCUCUUCACCCGGUUCCCCCCCGUCGGGACCUUUAGCCCCACCGCAGCCCCCCGUUGCUCCACGGGACUUGUACUGUGUACUUGAAUGCGAUCGAGUACAUAAAGCUCGUACAGUGGUUCGUACCGGAGAACUUCAGUUUGAUUGGGAUGAGUCUUUCGAGCUAGAACUGGUCGAUAAUAGACAAUUGGACGUUCUGGUGUACUCUUGGGAUCCUCAACACAGGCACAAGUUGUGUUACCGCGGAGCUGUCACCUUGCCCGAUCUGCUAGCACGGUCUUCCUCACAUCAACUGGCGAUAAGGAUGGAACCGCGUGGAACGCUUUACGUCCGCGUGCGACACACAGAACCACAUGAGUUAUUCCGCCGAAGACCCACGCCAUCCCGUCUAUCCCCACCACCUCUAUUUGGGGCAGAAUUAGAUCAAGUCGUUGCAAGGGAAGUUAGGCCAUCCCAUGCUCCACCGGUGCCGCUCAUCGUCAGGCGGUGUGUGGAGGAAAUUGAACGACGCGGGUUGGAUAUUAUAGGUCUCUACCGUCUCUGUGGAUCUGCCGCUAAAAAGAGAAUACUGCGUGAAGCAUUUGAGAGGAACUCUCGUGGAGUCGAGUUGACUCCUGACUCUGUUCCCGAUAUCAAUGUGAUUACGGGAGUACUCAAGGAUUACUUGAGGGAACUACCGCAACCAUUGUUCAGUCGGUGCUUAUUCCAGAUGACGUUGGAUGCUCUAGGAGUAUGUCUACCAGACGAUAAAGAAGGCAACGCUCGACUUAUGGCCUCAAUAGUGGAAUGCCUUCCGCGUGCAGCACGAGCGACUCUGGUCUUUCUGCUUGAUCACCUGGCUCUCGUAGUCGCUGCUCAGGACCGGAACAAAAUGUCUCCGCAACAUCUGGCUGUGGCCCUGGCGCCACCGCUGAUGCUACAGUCGCAGCCUCCCACAGAGUUGGACUACCAGCGACCUAUACAUGUGCUACAGUGUCUUCUGCAAAUCUGGCCAGCACCAAAACGUUCAGUUCGGCGCGGCGAGCCAGCACUAGGGCCGCGUGGAAACAGAGUCAGUGCGUCGCAAGUGGGCUCAGCCACCCUCCCCCAAGGCCGAGCUCCGCCCUCAGCCAGUCCAUAUCGGCAUCCAGCGGUAGCAUCAGCAGCAUCUCCGCCGCCAGCUCUCUCGGCUCGGCCCGGGGUCGACCGCUCGCCGCCCGCACAUGUUCUCUCAUCAGCCAGGGCCGGCCAAUAUCGUCCGCAGUCGCCUCUGCGCGGCCCACUGCCCGCUCCUCCUCGCUCCCGCCAAGUGACGGUCUCCUCUCCCGGUUCGCCGAGUAGCAGCUCGGGCAGCCACAGUCCGGCCGACACCAUCAAGCACGGCGGGUCCGUCUCCUCAAUACUGCGACAGCCCGAGAGGACCUCGCCCAGGAAUUCCCCUCGCAACUCCCCCCGGGCCUCGCCUAGAGACUCCCCGCGGGGCACGCCCAGGGAUCUGACGCCCAGGGAGACGACACCACGGGACACGCCCCGGGAGAACGGGUCCCGCGAGUCCCCCCGUUCCGCGAUUCCGGGCACUUCAGCCGGGUUGGCGGUGACGCUCAACUCGGCCGGCGGCGUGAGUCCCCGCUACACCUCAACCAACCCCUUCCUGCAGCAGUACGACGCCGAGGAAGAAGCCGAGGCGUGGCGCUCCGCCGACAUAUUCUCCUCUACGCACACAUAGUGCUCAUAGCGAAUUGAAUUUCCUAGUCAAUUUUUUUAAAGAAUCGAAAGAGUGCUGCUCUGCUGUAUAUUAUGUUGUUCGAACGCGCGUUCGUGAAUUUGUUAUAUAUAGCGAGUUAUGAUGUAUAUUACGGUGAGAAUGUUCGCGCGAGGUUGUCCUAGCCGACCGCUAUCGCUCCGCCCCGUAGCCGCUAUGUUGUAUUGACGUAUUGUAUAUUGUAUAUAAAUGAAUACGUGUUUAAUGUAGGUACGCUCCAGUUUUGUACCGAUAGGGCGGCGCUCUGGCGGACGGCCGAAGCGCUACACGCAUCGUCCCACAUAUCAGAGACUGGCUCCGUCGACGCUCCCGUGAUAGCUGAACUCUGGAGCGUCCACGGUCUGCCAGUCAGUAGGUCGAGUAGGAGAGUGUAUCAUAGAUCGAGUCGGAAUCGUCUUGAGACUGAGACCAUAUCAGAGUACUUAGCUCGUAGAUACCUCUCGAUGGACAUCCGUCGUAGAACGAGCGAUUGCGUCACGAACGUCUAGAGGCACGAAUGUUAUGAAUCUUUCAAAUAUUCCAAGUAUUCCUUGUUCAUUAUUAAUAAAUUAACUAUUAUACAUAUAAACUAUAUUAAAUUAAAAUAGUGUUAGUGCAUUUUUACGAGUCGCUGAUUCUAUGAAGGAACGGAUUCUUUAUCCUAAACAGAUCGGUCGCAAUCUCAAGAUCUGGGAUCAUAUUUGCGAAUUUUUAAAUUCAAAACGUCAAACAUAACACACAUAUAGUUUACAGAUAUAAUUAUGGAGCGGCAAUUUGUUUCUUCCAAUUGGAUUUUUUUACUGUUUACAAUUAUAACUUCAAAUUGUUGACUGUAUUUUAUUAUCUUGUUGAAUGGAUAGUUAGUAUUAACUUACUGAAUAGUAAAUUGGGAUUCGCAAAUAAUAUCUCUAUUCUUAUAGCUGGCGUCUGCUAGACAUAUAAGAGUGGCGAAAAUCGACCAAUGACAGCACUGAUUAAAUCUUCACUGCCAUGAUUGGUCCAUUUUAAAUAGUUAUGCAUAUACAAUUACACCUAUUAAUAUGUCUGUCGGCACUGAGGUUUCGUACUGAUUUUGAGCAACACUUCAAGACGAAGUUUUGUUACUGUUUUUAUAAUAUAGUUGCACAAAGGACACGACUGAAAUGGGACACAAGGUUUUUGAUACUUUACCAUUUUACCCUUUUUCUCAUUUUGUGAUAUACUAGAUGUUGCGUUGAAACCUCGCCUUUUAUAUGAAUGUAUGUCUGUCCAUGAAUUCCUAUAUUUCACUUAACCUAUUAUAAAUACUCGUUGGCGGAAUUCAUGUUCGGAGUAGUACCUUAUGACGACACUUUACAAGGUUGCCGAACACAAGAAACUGACAAUUACUGGGGACCUACCAAGGAGUUUAUUAACAUCUGCAAAGCUUUUAGUAUAUUCUAUCUUGAACUGAUUUGAACUAUCCUGCGAUUGGUCAUUUUUUCAUAAUCUCUGCGGUUACAUCUAAAUCAUAUACAGAAAACAGGUGUGGUAGUUAUGGCCUGUUUUUUAGUUUUACGAGAUGCAAGAACAGGACAGUAAUAAUCGGCAGUAAGACAUCGUGGAAGGCCCCCAAAUAAUGUAGAUUUCUACUAUUAAAAACGUUUCCCGAUUAACGAUACUUUUGCAAUUUUAUAUUUCGUUUCUGACGUGUUCGGUAAAGCCUUUACGAAGACAAUAUGAUUUUAUAAUCUUUGUAAUACCUGAUAUAAUGAAAUCGCCUUCGUGAUUAAACCACUUGAAGUAAAUUAGCAUUGCCAUAUAAAUAAACAAUAUACAAAUAAUUCAUUUAGCUUACAAAAAUUGAUAGCUUUUAACUGUUCAGUAUACAUACCUGUUAUUAAUAUUAAGUAGUUUAACAUAAUAUUGUUACCAUAUAUGACAUUUACUUCACGUGGUACUAACGCUUAUAAAAAGAUUACACUGUCGGAAAUAUUAAUUUGUUCAUUAAAAAUCGGGAGAUUUCAAUUACAGCAACAGUCUGUCUUUGUCUGUUGUAUAAUUGUUUUUUUUUAAUCUUUUAAUUUUAGGUUUUUAUAAUAAAUCAAUAGCUUUAUAAUUAAACAUUGGGUGAAUAACUAAAACACCUUUUUCAAGUAAUCCGACAGUAAUAGCAAUAGAACCUGAAUACAGAAAGGACUAAUAUAAAAGAUUUGGGUUAAAUUAAUGUAUUCUCGUUAAUAGUCAGUGUUAAAUGAAUGCGUAAUUACCGUUUACAUGGGAAUCUGUCCAGAACAAAAGUGUCAGGUAAAAAUAAUUACUCAAGUCAUAAUUCAGAUUCUUAUCAGGCUGCGUUCUUAAGGUUCAUAAGCGAUUGUACGUGACCUAUAUUUAUUAUUUAUCUGGGUCCUCUCUGUAUCACAGUAUCUGUUACCAUAGAUUAAUAUAGUGUAAAUAGAGACUUGAAGUGUCGCUCGACGGCUCGUGGCCGCGUACGACAUUAGUGUGUAGUGAUGAGACACGGCUUCAGUUGGCUUGACGCGUGGUUCAUCUGAGAGGGCACUUGAUACUAAACGAUCGUGAGAUUCGCAGCAGUGUAUAUGGGUGUAAAAAUCUAAUUUGAAUUAUAUAUUAAGUGUAAUUUAUUUGCGUAUAUUAUAAUUACACAAUUGAAAUGUAGAUGUUUGAGUUAUUGUAAAUAAUGUGUGAUUAUGAGAUUUAUUUAAUACCAAACUAUUUAAAGACGCAUUGAGACAAUAUCGAUAAAAUGGAAGUUAAUCGCUCGUAGCAACGGCGCUACGCCGUAGCUUCGUAGUGCUUACUUUUGACUGUAUUUAAUAACGAAAUUGGAUUAUAUACAAACAACUUUAUUUACAUAAAUAUUGUUACGAUUGAGUUAACUAAUUAUUUUAAAAUUGUUGUUGAAUGUCGUAAAUUUUAUAUAAUGUAGAGAUAAUAAUUUUUAUGUGUUAACUCGGCUUAUCCUAUCGAAGCCUUAAUGGAAAUUGUAAAGUUUGUAGAUAUUAAUUUUGUACUAUGAUAUUUAAUAUCUAGUAGAAACUGGAUUACCAUUUGUAAAAAAUCCUUAAGUGUCUAUAAGAAAGCGAACAAUGAAAGUCUUUGUGUAAUAGUUAAUUAUUCUGCAAUCUCAUAAUCGUGAUUUAGUUAGAAAAUAAGUUUUUAGCGACAUACGCUAUCCAAAAAAUCCGAUACAAUUGACAGAUCGUGCCAAAUUUUUAAUAUAUAUAUCCCAUUUCUCACAAACGAUCAAAGGUCAAUGCUAUAAACAGAGCAAUAAAGAAUAUAAUAUAAAAAUUUAUUAUUGUAAAUAGUGUUUAGUUUUAUCAUUUGUGGUAUUAAAUUGACGUUUAUAGAAAGCAAGUUCACCUCUCACGUUGACGCCCGCGGUAUGUUUGCGUUGCCGGGGCCUUCAGCCCUAAGAUUAUAUCAGUAUUUCGAAAAUUUGGUAAAAGUAGUAAUACGUGUACGUAACGAGCACGCCGCCCGAAUUGUAACGGGCGGCUGAAACAGACGGAAUAAAUAAUACGAUGUUA